Messenger RNA from Leptosia nina, 744 nucleotides. The record is from the annotation of a GenBank genome assembly. NCBI's taxonomy places the organism in Eukaryota, Metazoa, Arthropoda, Insecta, Lepidoptera, Pieridae.
AUGUCUGAUGUCAUAACUAGUUUGCAUUUAGAUAAAGGAGUUGUUACCCACAAGCUUAUAGCAGUAAAGGAGCUGAAUGGUUGUGACAGUUCUUUUAUUAUAAGUUGUUUGCUUGGCCACUGCAUCAGAAACAAGAAUGCACUCCUUGUUGUGUGUCUACACAACUCUCAGGAGCAUUAUCAUAAUGUUGGUUUGAAGAUGAACUAUAACUUGAACAAGAAUGUUGAAAGUGGUCUUAUACAUUUUUAUAAUGCUGGUGAAGAACUAACUAGAGCAAUAUUAGAUAGUAAUUCAAUUUCUGCUAAUAUUUUCUGCACAAAAUUGAAAGAGCAGAUAGACAAAAUUAAGAAAAAUUAUAACUCUGUGAACAUAAUAAUUGAGGGUGUGUCUCAUUUAUUUGAUCUAGAGUUCAGUUUAAGGGAAGUCAAUUAUAUUUGUAAGGAAAUCAUCAAUCUUGUUAGAGAUUAUGAUAAUUCCUUUUUGCUGAUGCAAUGUAAUGCUGCCUGUGAUAAUGAUGAGACACAUGUGAUGGCAAAUCUGUUGGCUUAUAAAGUCCAUGUCCUUGUUGAAGUAGAUCAUUUAGCAUCUGGUUGGAGUACAGAUGUUUCUGGUCACAUCACUUUCAAAUAUCCAAGCCGUAAAUUUGAAAAGGAGCAUAAGCAUAAAAUAGAACUUAAACCAUCACAUCAUCUGUUUAAACUGUUUGACAGAGGAGUAAAAUUACUCGCACCAGGUGCAGUAUAG